AUCACAUUCAGACAUUCUCUGGUGAAUGGAUCAGGGUGAGGCGUGAAGAUGCGUUGCCUCGCGGCCCGUGUCCACUACAAGACCCUGAUUGUGAUCUGUGCUCUCCUCACGCUCGUCACAAUCUUACUCUGGAACAAAUGCACAAGCGAGAAGGCCCUGCGGUUCCUCCCCAGACCCCAACCCGCCCCAAGCCCCAAGGGAGACGUCCACCAGCAGCAGCCGCAGCCUCCAGAACCUCCGCCCGUGGUCGGAGGCGUCCGCUACGAAGAGAUCGACUGUCUGAUCAAUGAAGAUGUCACCAUCAAAGGCAGACGGGAAGGCCAUGAAGUAUACCUGCCUUUCAGCUGGAUGGAGAAGUACUUUGAGGUUUUUGGUAAAAUUGUACAGUACGACGGCUACGACCGGUUCGAGUUCUCCCACAGCUAUUCCAGAGUGUACGCUCAGCGGGAGCCAUAUAACCCCAGCGGAGUGUUCAUGUCAUUUGAAGGCUACAAUGUGGAAGUUAGGGACCGUGUGAAGUGCAUCAGUGGAGUGGAAGGCGUGCCCUUAUCCACUCAGUGGGGUCCACAGGGUUAUUUCUAUGCGAUUCAGAUAGCCCAGUAUGGCCUGAGUCACUACAGUAAGAAUCUGACAGAGCGGCCGCCCCACGUGGAAGUGUAUGAUACGGCUGAGGAAAGGGACAGCAGACCCAGUGCUUGGACUGUCCCUAAAGGCUGCACCAUCACCAAAACCUACGACAAGACCCGAACCAGCUGGGUCCGACACUUCAGUGCACCAGAAAACUCGGAGGGCAUCUCUCUUCCAUUGAGCAACACCAAGGACUUCAUCAUUUCUUUCGACUUGAAAUUCACAUCCAAUGGCAGCGUUUCUGUUGUCCUGGAGACCACAGAGAAGGGGGCUCCGUUUAUCAUCCGCUAUGUCACCAAUACUCAGCUCAUUGCUUUUAAGGACAGAGACAUCACCUAUGGGAUCGGCCCUCGGACAUCUUGGAGCACAGUCACCAGAGAUCUUCUCACCGAUCUGAGGAAGGGUAUUGGCCUCUCCAACACCAAAGCGGUCAAAGCUACCAAGACCAUGCCACGUCGUGUAGUCAGACUCAUUCUGCAUGGUCGAGGAGCCAUCGACAAUAUCACCAUAUCGACCACCUCCCAUAUGGCAGCCUUCUACGCUGCCAGCGAUUGGUUGGUGCGAAACCAGGACGAAAGGGGCGGUUGGCCAAUCAUGGUGACUCGUAGGCUGGGGGAGGGGUUUAAGGCACUGGAGCCAGGCUGGUACUCUGCCAUGGCACAAGGGCAGGCCAUGUCCACUCUGGUGCGUGCCUACCUUCUCACAAAAGAUGAGACAUACCUCAAAUCCGCCCUGCGAGCCACGGGGCCUUUCCGUCUGCCCUCUGAACAGCACGGUGUCAAAGCUGUCUUCAUGAACAAGUACGACUGGUAUGAGGAGUACCCCACCACUCCCAGUUCCUUUGUACUCAAUGGUUUCAUCUAUUCUCUCAUUGGACUCUAUGAUGUGGCUGAAACAGCAGGGGACAAACUGGGCAGAGAAGCAGGUCAGCUCUUCAGCAAAGGCAUGGAGUCACUUAAAGCCAUGCUUCCCCUCUAUGACACAGGCUCAGGCACCAUCUAUGACCUGCGGCAUUUUAUGCUGGGCACUGCACCCAAUUUGGCUCGCUGGGACUACCACACCACGCACAUCAACCAACUCCAGCUGCUGGCAACUGUGGACAACUCGCCCAUCUUUAGGGACUUUGUCAAGCGCUGGAAGAGCUACUUGAAAGGAGGACGGGCCAAGCACAAUUAGCACUGCCCAUUUAAAAGUUUUAAACUUAGAAAAAUGGUCUGACCGACCAGUGUUCUGGUCUGGUGGAGGGAGUUGGGUGCCUUCAGGUGAAAGAACACAAUCUGCUGUCGUGUCCAGCAGGAAGAAGUCACUGAGCUCCGCCCCCCAGUUUGCUCUCUGAGACUGUG
This is a messenger RNA of Chanos chanos (milkfish), 1970 nucleotides long. It is a transcript of the gene glceb, whose product is annotated as glucuronic acid epimerase b. The record is from RefSeq and is a predicted model, not a curated record. The coding region runs from base 49 to 1803 and encodes 584 amino acids. Lineage: Eukaryota; Metazoa; Chordata; Actinopteri; Gonorynchiformes; Chanidae. Gene Ontology annotation, cellular component: Golgi apparatus. Gene Ontology annotation, molecular function: heparosan-N-sulfate-glucuronate 5-epimerase activity. The transcript has 4 exons. Gene Ontology annotation, biological process: heparan sulfate proteoglycan biosynthetic process.